Molecule: messenger RNA, 1393 nt
Organism: Trichomonas vaginalis G3
Lineage: Eukaryota; Parabasalia; Trichomonadida; Trichomonadidae
Exons: 1
Source: RefSeq, a predicted model, not a curated record
AUGAAAGAACUAGGAAUGAAUGAGAGAAGUUGUGAAGGAUGUUUGAGUCAAAACACAUGGUUCUUCAGAGCUGUUAAGAAACUUAGUAAAGAACGACAGAAAUAUUUUAUAGAGAAGUAUUGCAAAGGACAUGUAAAUGAAUUGCUUGAAAUAGAACUUAGAGACACUUUCACACUAAAGGACUUGAGAAGAAAUAAGUACAUGAGUGAAGAAGGUAUUGACAUAGUUAGUGUUAUAAAUGACUUAAGAAGAUGUGUUGUCGUUAUUGACGGAGCACGUAUGACAUAUCUAGUGAAAGAUUAUGAUGGAAUACGAGACACAACAACACUUGUGUCAGUAGAUAGCAAGGAAUUCAAUAAGCUCAUGAAGAGUGUUUAUGUAGGACGUAUUGAGGAGAAGGAUGUGAACGCACUGAUGAUUUAUGAAGCGGGUCAGAACAAGAACUAUCUUAUGAAGUCAGGCAUGAGAUUCUUUGACGAAAGAGAUGACAUUUACAGCUAUUUCAGAGGAUAUGAGUAUGAGGUACUGAAUGAAGUAGAUGAAAGCGUUAUUGAAGGAUAUUUGAAACAUGUUCACGAUGUCAUAUGUAAUGAGGAUGAAGAGCUUUAUGAGUAUGUUUUGAACUGGUUCGCCUACAUCGUUCAAAAUCCUUGUGGAAAGACUGGAACAGUACUUUUGUUAAUAGGAAAGCAAGGAACUGGUAAGAAUGUACUUAGUAAUGUUCUAUGCGAGCUCAUUAGCAAGUACGCCAACAAUAAUAUAACGGCAAUAGAGAAUGUGGUUGGUAGAUUCAAUGCUGCUAUUGAGAACAUGAAGCUCAUCGUAUGCAAUGAACUAAGCUCAUGCGAUACGUCUAAGGUCAUGAACCACGACGCACUAAAGUCAAUAGUAACAGAGACUCAGUUGGACUUAAAUCAGAAGUGUCAGCCAGUAAGAAAGAUAGAGAAUGUUUGUAAUAUCAUCAUGAUAUCUAACAACUUCAACUCAGUAAAGAUUGACAAAGACGACAGAAGAUUUGUUGUCAUUGACGUAAGCAGCAGAUACAAAGGAAAUUACGAAUAUUUCUCAAAUCUCAUUGAAAGCUUUAAUGAAGAGUUUUAUUCAAACUUACUGACGUACUUCAUGAGGAAAGAUUUAAGUGAAUUUGAUGUAAGGAAGAUACCAUUCACCAGGGCUAAACAAGAACUCAUCGAAAUGAACAAAACACCUUACCAAAUGUUUUACGAGGAGUUCUAUGAAAAGUUUGUAUCCGGAUGGAAUUGUACAGAGUGCUACAGAAGAUAUAAAGAAUUUGCGAAGGAGAAUGAAUUCUUUGCAUGUAGUUCAAAUGUAUUUGGUGGCAAGAUGAGAGAAUUUGUGAAAAGAAGUAGAAAGCGAGACGGUUCUGCAAGAA